CAGCCAGAGCCCGCGGUUUCACAGCCCCUGUCCCAUGGCCAGGUCUCCCCACCGCGCCGCGGGCCGGCGACUGCACCUGCCCCUGCUGUGCCUCUUCUUCCAGGGCGCCACCGCCAUCCUCUUUGCCAUCUUUGUCCGCUACAACCACGAAACCGACGCUGCCCUCUGGCACUGGGGCAACCACAGUAACGCGAACAAUGAGUUUUACUUUCGCUACCCAAGCUUCCAGGACGUUCAUGCCAUGGUCUUCGUGGGCUUCGGCUUCCUCAUGGUCUUCCUGCAGCGUUAUGGCUUCAGCAGCGUGGGCUUCACCUUCCUCCUGGCCGCCUUUGCUCUGCAAUGGUCCACACUGGUGCAGGGCUUCUUCCACUCCUUCCAUGGUGGCCAUAUCCAUAUUGGUGUGGAGAGCAUGAUCAACGCUGACUUCUGUGCGGGGGCCGUGCUCAUCUCCUUCGGCGCCAUUCUGGGCAAGACCGGGCCUGCCCAGCUGCUGCUCAUGGCCCUGCUAGAAGUGGUGCUGUUUGGCAUCAAUGAGUUUGUGCUCCUCACUCUCCUGGAGGUCAGAGAUGCUGGAGGCUCCAUGACCAUCCACACGUUUGGUGCCUACUUUGGCUUGGUUCUCUCAAGGGUCCUCUACAGGCCCCAACUGGAGAAAAGCAAACACCGCCAGAGCUCUGUCUACCAUUCGGACCUCUUUGCCAUGAUUGGAACCAUCUUCCUGUGGAUCUUCUGGCCUAGCUUCAACUCUGCACCCACCUCGCUGGGUGAUGUGCAGCAUCGGACAGCCCUCAACACGUACUAUUCCCUGACUGCAAGCACCCUCAGUACCUUCGCCUUGUCGGCCUUUGUCAGUGGUGAUGGGCGACUGGACAUGGUCCAUAUCCAGAAUGCAGCGCUGGCUGGAGGGGUUGUGGUGGGGACAUCAGGUGAAAUGAUGCUGACACCCUUUGGGGCUCUGGCAGCUGGCUUCCUGGCCGGGACUGUCUCCACCCUUGGGUACAAGUUCUUAACGCCUGUUCUUAAGUCAAAAUUCAAAGUUCAAGACACAUGUGGAGUCAACAACCUCCAUGGGAUGCCAGGGGUCCUGGGGGCUCUCCUGGGAGUCCUUGUGGCUGGACUGGCCACCCACGAAGUUUACGGGGAUGGCCUGGAGAGUGUAUUUCCACUCCUAGCUGAGGGCCAGCGCAGUGCCAGAUCUCAGGCCAUGUACCAGCUCUUGGGGCUGUUUGUCACACUGGUGUUUGCCUUCAUGGGCGGGCUCCUUGGAGGGCUCUUGCUGAGGCUGCCCUGCCUGGACUCCCCCCCAGAUUCCCAGUGCUACGAGGACCAGAUUUAUUGGGAGGUACCUGGGGAGCAUGAGCAUGAAGUCCAGGAAGCUCUGAAUGUGGAGGAAACAGACACCCAGGCCUGA
Messenger RNA from Castor canadensis (American beaver), 1411 nucleotides. RefSeq names its product Rh family B glycoprotein (gene Rhbg). Lineage: Eukaryota; Metazoa; Chordata; Mammalia; Rodentia; Castoridae. Gene Ontology annotation, biological process: ammonium transmembrane transport; ammonium homeostasis. The record is from RefSeq and is a predicted model, not a curated record. Gene Ontology annotation, cellular component: plasma membrane. Gene Ontology annotation, molecular function: ammonium channel activity.